Molecule: messenger RNA, 675 nt
Organism: Suillus bovinus
Lineage: Eukaryota; Fungi; Basidiomycota; Agaricomycetes; Boletales; Suillaceae
Exons: 3
Coding region: 1-675 (224 amino acids)
Source: RefSeq, a predicted model, not a curated record
AUGCCCUUCACCACACAAAACUUCAUUAUCUAUACCACAAAGCUCCCCCAUUUCAUUGCCUAUGCCCUUCACCGCACAAAACUUCAUUCUUCCAUGACCCAUACCGCCCUUCUAGCAAAGCUUCCCCAUUUCAUUGCCUAUGCCCUUCACCGCACAAAACUUCAUUCUAUAUACCGCAAAGCUCCCCCAUUCCAUUACCCAUGCCCUUCACCGCACAAAACUUCAUUAUCUAUACCGCAAAGCUCCCCCAUUUCAUUGCCUAUGCUCUUCACCGCACGAAACUUCAAUCUUCCAUACUCAUAUUCUAACUCAUGGACAAAUGCUCUGCUUUUGUUGUGCUCGGCUCCCUGGAUUUCAACCCUCCCUUGGUGCUUUGAUGUUCAUUCACCAUCACUCGUGCAGCACCAGGCAGAAUCCACUGCAUUUUCCUCAUCAAUGAUCUCUCGCUAUCCUGUGCAUCCUCGCGGUUCCAAACCUUUGGCUGGUACACAGAACAGAGGUUUGGUGGGUGGUGUUACGACUGGGAUAGUUCUGCUGUUGCCGGUCAAGAUAGACCUGUCGGGCGAACAGUUCGUCGGCCUUCCUAAUACAAGGAAGGUUUCUGGUGGUUCCUACUGCACGAGCCGCGGCUUCUAUGCAGGAUCAGCGGCGAGUGGUUUUAGCACUUCUGCCUAG